Molecule: messenger RNA, 1020 nt
Organism: Papaver somniferum (opium poppy)
Lineage: Eukaryota; Viridiplantae; Streptophyta; Magnoliopsida; Ranunculales; Papaveraceae
Exons: 1
Coding region: 1-1020 (339 amino acids)
Source: RefSeq, a predicted model, not a curated record
AUGGCAGAAACACUGCCGAGGUAUGUCAUACUCCAAUCAGAUUAUAAUGGUAGAUACUUGCGCACUGUUGAAGGAAAUUCGCAGGUACCUCUGGCUCUCAAAUUUGGAGGUGAAUACAGUUUCGAUCGUGACACGAGGUUUGAGUUGGAGAAGGGGAAAGACGAUGAUUCUGUUGGAAUGUUCAAUAUCAGAUGUAUGUACAACAAUAAGUACUUGUCAACUGUGGAUGCGUCCAAUAACUGGAUCACUGCAACUGCUUCUGAACCUGAGGAGGAUCAAACAAAAUGGUCGUGCACACUUUUCCAGCCUGUUUUCGACACUGCUGGCGAGAAUACCAUGGUACGAUUUCGCCAUAUCGGUACUGGAAAUUUCGCUUGCUUGCAUACGGGCUCUUCCACCCUCGUUGACUGCUUAAAGGCGGAUGGAGAUGGGUACGACAAGUUUCUUGUCAUCAACUGGGUGUCCGUAGUGAUGUUCCCGAACCGGAUCGUAAUCAAGGGGGACAAUAACAGGUACCUCCGUGAGAGGGGCGACACAUUCUUGGCUUUUGACACUGAUAAACUUGAGGGAUUUAAUACGGAAUACGAGGUGACUCCAAGUCGAAAUGGAGGCCUACGCAUUAAGUGUCUUUCUAAUGGUAAAUUAUGGAGAAAGGACAAUGGUUUUUGGGUAGGUGCAGACGGAUCUGAUGGCGAUAACCACAUCACCAAUAACAUGUUUAUCCCCGUCAAAUUGGCAGAAAAUCUGGUGGCUUUCAGAAGCCUCAGAGACAACCUUUACCUCAAGAGACUAUCGUAUGAUGGCGAGGACGACUGCCUAGCUGCCCUCAACAAAUAUGUUGACGAGUAUUCUCGCCUGAAAAUCGAGGAUCCUUGUAUAUCAAGGAAAAUCGAUAACGUCGUUUUUCGGAUCCCUGCUGCAAAUACAACUAAAGGAAAACCCGUUGUGCUUAUAAACAAAAGGGUCGAAAAUAACACCUUAUCGCCCAUGACGGUAGCAAUAGAUCUCAGAUACUCAUAG